Suillus subaureus is the source of this 447-nucleotide messenger RNA. RefSeq lists its product as uncharacterized. The annotation marks the transcript as partial. Lineage: Eukaryota; Fungi; Basidiomycota; Agaricomycetes; Boletales; Suillaceae. The transcript has 3 exons. The record is from RefSeq and is a predicted model, not a curated record.
GUACUUUCUGCGCAAGUCUGGUUGACUUGUGAAUGUGAGCCCAACUGGAAAACACAACCACCCCCACAAUGCGAUCUCGGCAGAAAUGUUGCAAUAGCGCAGAUCAUCGCUGACGUUUUCGGUGACAUUAUUCUUAUCUUGGCCCCGUUUCGCCUCAUUUAUAAAGUCAGAUUGAUGAAGGCACAGAAAAUCCGGGUACUCGCCAUCUUUUCGACGUCAGCAAUCACCACCGUUGUUAGUCUUGCCCAUGCAUAUUAUGUCUUGUCUGAUGGAGGGCCAAGGGAGGCAGUGGCUGCUAUGGUAGAGAUUUCUGUGUCCUUGAUUGUCGCGAACUUAAGCGUGGUCGUGGCAUUCUUCUUGAGAAUGAGCGCAGAAGAUGACACAUCUAGUUCGCCAGCACCGUUGAAAUUUACGUCCAUCGUAACCUUUGGAUCACAGCCUAGGUAG